GCCGCUAGGCCAGGAUCGAACCGCCGUUGGGUUGGUUCUUCGGUGCGGUGGCUCUGUCUGACUGGCGACGACCCGUCCGUCCGUCAUUCCCGGUUUGAAAGCAAGGUUGCGGAGAGACUCGGGGAGACGACGUUGUUACGACGCAGCGUAGCGCGGUGCAGUGAUAACUUAGUGCGGUGUUGUAUACUUUUACUUGCGUUUAACUGCCGGCCAUGGAGAAACGGAUAGAGCUUGAGAAGCGGGGAAAAAACCCAGGCGAAAUAACAGAGUUUGUCCUGGACAACUGUAGGAGUACAAACAUUGUAGGUUUGACCGACGAGUUUGUAGCUCUGAACUCACUCAGCCUCAUUAAUGUGGGUCUCACAAGUCUGAAGGGAUUUCCUAAGUUACCAAAUCUGAAGAAGUUGGAGCUGAGUGACAACAGAAUCUCUGGAGGUUUGUCCCUUCUAAGUACCAGCCCUAAAUUGACUCACCUCAACCUCAGUGGAAACAAAAUCAAAGACCUUGACACGCUGCAGCCUUUGAAAGAGUUCAAAAACCUGAAGAGUCUGGACCUAUUCAACAAUGAGGCAACAUGCAUGGACAAUUACAGGGAAAAGGUUUUCAGCCUUAUCCCCAGCUUACAAUAUCUCGAUGGAUUCGAUGUUAAUGAUCGCGAGGUCGAUGACAGUGAAGGUGAAGAUGACGAGGUGAAUGGAAAUGAUGACUGCGACGGUGACGCCAAUGAAGAUGACAGCGACGAAGUUUCGGACGAGGAUGACGACGACGACUUAGAUGAGGAAGUUGUUGCUUUGGAUAGCGUAUACAAAGAUUACGUGGAUGAUGAUAGUGACGAGGAGGAUUAUAUUGGAGGGGAGGAGGAAGAGGAUGCUGAGGAAAACGACGAUGACCUUGACGAGGAGGAUGGUCAAGAAGAGGACGAAGGUAGGAUACCUUUCGCAGCAUCACCAGCCCGAGGCAAGAAAAGAAAACACGAGGACGGCGGCGAGGUGGGGAACUAGAACUCUCUACCCCCCGGAAUAAUUGAAACCGUGGAAAAAGAGACGCCGUGUAAAAUUCUUAUAAAUAAAUAUCAAUAACUACGCCGCCGAGUGAAUAGCUGGAAAUCAAACCAAUCGACCGACCAAUGACAGACUACAUGUAGUGGUGUGAAUUUAUCAUUGAAUCAUUGACUUGAGGAAGGGACUGGGAGGGGGGGAAGAGGGGGGGGUUAUUCGUCCGCGCAACUACAAAUGUAUAGGGUUUAAUGCGUAAGCGAGAAUUUGAUAAGAUUAAGGAUAACUAUAUACGAAUAUGAAUUGAAUAUGGAUAUGGGUAUUUGUACGCAAAAGAGUAAAGGAAGGAGGGGAAAGUAAGGAAGAAAAAUGAAGAGAAAAAAAAAAAGAAAUAUGAAGCAGGCAUACAUAGGGCUGCAUUCCAGCUAGACCCAACACGUUUUAGUUAUACUAACGAUAUUUUAUAUAGAGUAUAUAAUUAGAGAAUUAGAAGUGUUGCUUAGUAUGGAGGAAUGGUAAGUGAAAUCAAGAGUAUUAUCGGAUUGUCUGAGGGAUGUGGUAGAGAGCGGUGUAUUACACUCGGAGGGGAGCGUAUUUGUCUGUUAGCUCCGGUCGGCCAAAGCUGGUCAUGCUGGUAUGCAGCCAUCGUUAAUCAGUACUAAGGUUACGUAAGUUACAUUUUAAAUACAUCAUCAUCAUUAUUAUUAUUAUUAUUAUUAUUAUUAUUAUUAUUAUUAGUUGAUAAAUCUAGAAAAAACGAGGAUCAAUAAAUUUUGUACAGGUUUAUAAAACUGAUGUUUCAGGUGAUUCAUGCCAAUGUGAGAGAUGGUUUCAGAGACAGAAAAUAGAAAAAUUCAGCAAAAAUUUGUACUUUUUUCAUAUCCAAUUGAAAGUCUGUGGGAAAGCAUACUAGUAAACAAUCUAAUGAAACAAUUGUAAUCAAAUCGAAAUCGCUACAGCUAUAAUUCCAUAGAGUAUGAAGUUCUUCGUUGCUUCUGAAAAUUUAUUUAUGUUGCUAUCUGCUCCGCUUACGAUAUACAACAAAUACCAAUCCAAACCCUCUAUAGAUUUUUGAGGAUAGAUUUUCAGUCCAACACCAUUAACGUGCAGUUCUGAGUAUUCAUUACAGUGUGUUCCUGACCUCUCUGAACGUGGCUUCGUGCGACACUGUUAUUCAUGGUACCUAGACUCACUUUACCACAUAAGAUUCGAUCGGACCACGGUCACUCUAGUAAGGCGCCUCAAUUUUAGAGCAUAAAAGAAACACGUUAAUAAAUUAGAGUAGAUACUGGUCGGAUGCAGGUCAGGUUCUGAGAUUAUAUUGUACAGUAGUCUUGAAGAUGCAUGUCUUGUAUCAUCUUCCAUUACAGUUUCGAAUUUCUCCUCUUCGCUUUAUUCGCAGAAUGCAACCGCUAGUUUCGUGUGUCUCUUGGAGACCAGGAAAAUUACAUCUCAUCCCUCUCACACUUUCUUUCUCUAUAGACGAUAGUUCCUUUUGGAGGAUUUCGGAAGCGUUGUCUUCCGCGGACUUGAGGAGAAUAGCUGGUCAAGUACCGGAACAUGUGUUAUUGGAUAAGCUUGUAGAUUGAGAGGAUUGACCAAUCAAGACUUUAACAUUCUAUCAAGGUAGAUCCUUGCAGUGGAAAUGGGAGAGGCAGGGAAAGAUGUUUGAAUCGGACAAUGAUUCAAUAGUUCUGCUCGUGUGUCAAGAUGGCACCGAGUUCAGGAGAUUACCAAAUCGAGAUUAUUUUGCAUAAUCUCAAUUUGAAAAUCAUGAUUCUUUUGCCGUUACAUCGAACAAGCAAUUGAAGAGAACAUUGAUCCUCCUGCUUUGCGACUCAUAGAAGAUGUUACUUACAUUUAUGCUCGCAGUUAUAGUGAUUGAAAGAAAAUCAGAAAAUGAGGACAAAUGGAAAGAUAUCUGAAGACGUGAAAACGUAACGAAUGUUCGCAUAUACGUUGCGAGAUAGAGAUCAUGUGAAUGUGUCGAUGAACACUCCUUUCAUUUCUGUCUCUAAAAUAAUCAGGCGUUUAUUUGUCGUCUCGCAAGGCAUAAUGGCGUGAAUACAAUGAAUAAUGAUCAUUAUUAUUGUUAUCAUUAUUAUUAUCAUUAUUAUUAUUAUUAUUAUUCUCAUUGCUAUUAUUAUUGUCAUUAUCAUUAUUACUAGAUUACGAUCGUAUUACGAUGAAGAAGCAGCCAAUGUUUGCAUCUGUGCUUAUUCGUACAGUGUGCAAUACAUCUGUGUAUGGAUGUGUGUGAAUGUGUGAGUGUGUAUGGAUAUACACAUAUGAAUAUAUUAUACCAGCAUACUUGAAAAUGCGCGUUUAGAGUAUAGAACGAAAAAAAGGACAAGAUAGCAAGGGACAGGGUGAAUGGGUUGUGUGAGAGAGAGAGAGAGAGAGAGAGAGAGAGAAAUAUCGGUGAGGUAUUAAAACGAUUAUUUAACAUGGAGUUAAUACGUUUCAGGUAGAAGAGCUUUGUGCCUGAUGAGUGUAAGAUGAGUGCAUAGAUGGUGAGGAUGUACGAUGAACGCAUGACGCAGCUAUCGACGAGACUGUAGUAACAUAAUUCGUAGACCGACUGGCUCGACCACAUGUCUCGUAAAUACGUGCUAGUGCAGAGUGUAAAGGAACGGAAUUGUCCAGAGUGAAAAUGCGAGUGAAUGAGAAUUGAAAUUUUAUAAAACUCAACAAGAACAAAAACAAAAUGAGAAGCAAAAUUUAAUAUAGAAAUAAAAAAAGAAGUGGAGGAAACGUUUGAGAAAAUAGGUAUAUCGUAGAUGAUGAUUCGGGGAAAUGGCGCUAAUUUGCCUGCCAGAUUGGUUAUAUUAUGGCCUUAUCCAAUUUUUCCAAGAUUGCAAAAAAAAAAAAAAUUAAAAAAAAAUUUAUAUUAGGUAUACCUACUACAGUGGAUUAUUAAACUAUACAUAUUAUGUGUACAAGUAUGUCAAAAAUGCGCGUGUGUGUGCGAGAGAGAGAGAAAGAGAGAGAGAGAGAGAGGAAGAGCGAGGGAGUGAGCGAGAGAGAGAAGAGAGGAAAAUUCAUAACACGAAAAAAAAAAAAAACCGAGAAACAAAGGAAAUAAUUGAAAAUCACGAUAUGAAUAUCUGUAAUUUGCAAUUGCGGCUCGCGCGGAAUUGAUCG
Neodiprion virginianus is the source of this 4139-nucleotide messenger RNA. It is a transcript of the gene Mapmodulin, whose product is annotated as acidic leucine-rich nuclear phosphoprotein 32 family member A. The coding region runs from base 213 to 1001 and encodes 262 amino acids. The transcript has 8 exons. Lineage: Eukaryota; Metazoa; Arthropoda; Insecta; Hymenoptera; Diprionidae. Gene Ontology annotation, cellular component: nucleus. Gene Ontology annotation, molecular function: histone binding. The record is from RefSeq and is a predicted model, not a curated record.